This is a messenger RNA of Cantharellus anzutake, 1779 nucleotides long. RefSeq lists its product as uncharacterized. The transcript has 8 exons. The record is from RefSeq and is a predicted model, not a curated record. The coding region runs from base 1 to 1779 and encodes 592 amino acids. Lineage: Eukaryota; Fungi; Basidiomycota; Agaricomycetes; Cantharellales; Hydnaceae.
AUGUCCUGCAUGCCAUUACAAGAGGUAGAUGCAUUUCAAAAUACCAAGAAACAAUCUCAGCUUGACUCAACGACAGGACCAAGCGACCCACCUCCCGAAUCGUGCAUUGGCUGGAAGAACUCUUGGCCAAUGGCUCAAACAACAAAGGCUGGAUCCCUCAGCGUUAUGGAUGAAAUGGGCAUAUUUUUAGUUAUUUGCUGCCAUGGUAUUGUCCAGUUUAUCAUGGAUAUGGUCAAAAGUGGGGAAUUAGCGAAGUACCCAGUGGCAGCAGCAAACAAACUGAUAAGUACAUUUUGCCACAACAUCCUCUUCGCUUAUGAUGUUGGAUGCACCUUCUCCAUCACACUCACCUGCUCUACUAUUGGCGAUGUGGCACGUCAGGCCAAUUUCUUGUGCUGUACCGGCUCCUUUCACAGUGUUGCCCACAGUCUCAAAGAAGGGGUGGGCAUCGAAGAUGGGGAAGGCAAUGAACGGGCAUUCUCCUCCAGUAAUGGCGUUGCAGCAGUAACCCGGCACGCAUCUGCGCAUUACCGCCACUUCCGGGUCCACCUUCAUUUUGAGAAGUGGGACCAGGAUAAGUACGAGCGCUUAGGGAACCAUACCUCUGCAUGGACACAGAUCCGCGAAUCCAUGGAUAUCUUGGAAGCAACGAAAUGCAUGCACCCAUCAUUCGAUUUCGACCAGGACUGUCCACUAUUUCUGCGAGAAGAGAAGGAAUACAUUGCAUUGCUGAGGUCUGAGCCAAAGGCUGAACAAGCCAAAAUCGAGUACCUUGAAGCACUGGAGCGAUUAGAGAAUGCUGAGUCAGAGCUUCGGCCUCUGUUAUCGAUGCUAUCUGCAUCACCAACCUCGGAACUCGCCUACCAAGCUUUGCAUGCUCAACGCAAAGUGGAGGAUGCACACUGUAUUGUCUCUGCACUGGAGGCAAUGUCAUCUCUCGCCUUGCCCUGGCUUGAAAACUGUCCUCAAUGCCAGGAAGCCAUCCAGUUGUGUAAUGAGAGAAAGUAUCAUCGCCUUCUUGAUGAUCUGGAACAUCGUGCUAUCUCUCGUUGGUUUGAGUUGGAGAAAAUGGGUCUUCCAAAGACCGACUACAAAACCCAUCAACAUAUAUCACAGUUGGUCGGAAAACGGAGCAGGACGCUUCAUUCCACCCUUGAGAAGUACAACACCGCUGCCGCAGCAAUGAUGCCUCCGAAGCCAUCCCUCACUUGGGAUGACAUAACCCAUCCUGACUUCCCAAGUACAGUUGAACUAUUAUGGGGUCGUGAUGAUAUUCGGAGUUGUGAAUGGACGCAGGAGCAUUUCCAUGCAGCAACCCGCGCAUGGGCAAGACUCCAACGUGCAAAAGAAGAACUUGUUACCAUUGGAGUUGAAACCUGCAGGAUACUGACCUCUAUGAGGGAUGAGGAACUACAGCUCAAGAUAACUAUCGAGGCUGUGGCUGCUAGCAACCCAACCCUUGCAUCAUAUAUCUUGAUGGCUUUCAAGUGGCGUGUCGAAGCAAAUGCCCACCUCUGCAAGAAAUUAUCGUGCCUCGAGUCCCAUCCAUAUUAUCUUUCCCCACGUGGAACUGGUACUUCUGCUCACUCUGAGUGGGUGCCUCCAAGCAACUCCGAUGUCAAUCAACAACUCAGCGUUGAACCCAAUUUGCCUUCUGGGAAUGAGACAGCUGACAAGGGAAACAGUGACAAUAUGGAUGAUGGGCUAUCUGAGGAAGAAGGUGAAGAGCAGUCACUGUUGGAGGAACCAUGUGCUAUGAGGGUACUCCAACGGAGCUAA